Trifolium pratense (red clover) is the source of this 1435-nucleotide messenger RNA. RefSeq lists its product as uncharacterized. NCBI's taxonomy places the organism in Eukaryota, Viridiplantae, Streptophyta, Magnoliopsida, Fabales, Fabaceae. The record is from RefSeq and is a predicted model, not a curated record. Bases 8 to 1171 code for a protein of 387 amino acids. The transcript is spliced from 2 exons.
AUGGGCGAUGGUGUGUAAAGAAAAAAGCAAAGGAGGCCUAGGGGUGCGAGAUGUUAGAAUUGUUAAUUUAAGUCUUUUAACCAAAUGGCGUUGGCGCCUUCUUCUCCCGGGGAGGGCGCUUUGGAAGGAUGUUUUAGUGGCGAAGUACGGGAGACACAUUCUUACUAAUGUGGAUUGGAGUGGUGUUAGAAUUCCUACCAUGGCGUCAAAAUGGUGGAGGGAUAUUUGCUCUUUGGAUAAGCUGGUGGAAUCUAAAAAUUGGUUAGUAGAGUCCAUGGUUCGCCGUUUGGGAAAUGGUAAUUCUACUUACUUUUGGACUUCUAUUUGGACCGGUGAUGUAUCUAUUUCGGCGCGUUUUCCCCGUUUGUUUUCUCUCUCUAAUCAAAAGGAGAGUAUGAUAAAUGAACUUUGUGAGUAUGACGGGGAGCGUUGGAAUUGGACUUUCUCAUGGCGGAGGGCUUUAUUCCUUUGGGAGGAAGAACUUGUAGUGCGUUUGAGAGAUCUCUUGGCAACGGUGAAUUUAUUAAUGGAGGAUGAUGGUUGGAAAUGGGUUCCGGAUCCGGAAGGGGUGUUUUCGGUAAAAUCUACCUAUCUUCACCUUGUUGAUGAACUUCGGUCCGGGGAGGUGUUGGAAGAUGGUAAGGCGAUGAUUUUUGAUCAUAUUUGGGAUAGUCCGGCUCCGUCUAAGGUUAUUGCCUUCUCUUGGCAACUUCUUCAUGAUCGGAUUCCAACUAGAAGUAAUCUUGCGGUUCGGGGAAUUUUAGUUGCGGAUGUUCCUUGGGAGUGUGUGGGGUGUGUGGGAAGUGUCGAAUCAUCCAUUCAUCUCUUUUUGCACUGUCCUAGUGCUUUGAAGGUGUGGUAUGAUAUUUUUAGGUGGCUUGGAUUAGUGAUUGUGAUCCCUCCUUCGUUAUUUUUGCUUUUUGAGGUGUUGAGGGCGUCGGCGAGGAAUGUCAAGAUCCGUAAAGGAUUUUUGUUGAUUUGGCAUGCUACAAUUUGGUCCCUUUGGAAGGCGCGGAAUGGCUCUAUCUUCGCGAACGAAUCUUUUGCCCCUAAUGAUAUUGUGGAGGAGAUAAAGGUCACGAGCUGGAAAUGGAGUUUAGCGAGAUUAAAAGUACCUCCUUGUAUGUAUUAUGAAUGGACUUGGGAUCCCGGAGAUUGCUUACUGCGCUAGUUUUCCUUUUGGUGGUUUUUUGGUGCUGUGUUGUGCUGCUGCAGCAAGGCUUUUUGGCUUCUGCAGGUGUUGCCUUUGUGUUUUUUAGGCUGCCUGCCUUUUUUGUUUUGUUUUGGGUGUAGUUUCUGUAAGCCUUUAUAUGUUUGUCCUUUUUGUUGUAGUGGGGGCAGACUUUGCCUUGUUGGUUUCAGAUCUUGUAUUGUUCCUUUUCUUUUGCUGCUUCUAGUACUCCUUGUUCUAGAGUAAGCUUUAAUAAUAUUUGCA